UAAGCAGCCACCAUGUCAAGCAAAAAGGCCAAGACCACCAAGAAGUGCCCUCAGCGUGCAGCAUCCAAUGUAUUUGCCACGUUUGACCAGUCACAGACCCAGGAGUUCAAAGAGGCCUUCAGUAUGAUUGAUCAGAACAGAGAUGGUUUCAUCAACCAGGAAGAUUUGCAUGAUAUGCUUGCUUCUCUAGGGAAGAAUCCCACUGAUGCCUCUCUUGAUGCCAUGAUGAAUGAGGCCCCAGGACCCAUCACCACGUUCCUCACCAUGUUUGGUGAGAAGUUAAAUGGCACGGAUCCUGAAGACGUCAUCAGAGAGGCUUUUGCUUGCCUUGAUGAAGAAGCAACAGACAUCUUUCCGGAAGAUUACCGGAGAGAGCUGCUGACAGCCAUGGGCGAUCGGUUCACAGACGAGGAAGUGGACGAGCUGUACAGAGAAGCACCUAUCGACAAAAGCGGAAAUUUCAAUUACAUCGUGUUCACGCGCACCCUUAAACACGGAGCGAAAGACAAAGAUGACUAAAAGAACUUUAGCUAAAACCUUCCGUUACAUUGUCUUACUCUAUUUUUUAUUUUUCAGACACGUCCCCCGUCCUUAUAGAACCUGUUGCAUGCAACUUAGUUUCACAGCUUUGCUUUUUUUUUUUUUCUUUUUUGGUGUGUUUAUUC
Messenger RNA from Carlito syrichta (Philippine tarsier), 665 nucleotides. Its product is annotated as myosin regulatory light chain 12B-like. The coding region runs from base 13 to 519 and encodes 168 amino acids. Lineage: Eukaryota; Metazoa; Chordata; Mammalia; Primates; Tarsiidae. Gene Ontology annotation, cellular component: myofibril; stress fiber; cytoplasm. The record is from RefSeq and is a predicted model, not a curated record. The transcript has a single exon. Gene Ontology annotation, molecular function: calcium ion binding.